Molecule: messenger RNA, 2072 nt
Organism: Hyalella azteca
Lineage: Eukaryota; Metazoa; Arthropoda; Malacostraca; Amphipoda; Hyalellidae
Gene: U4-U6-60K
Product: U4/U6 small nuclear ribonucleoprotein Prp4
Exons: 7
Coding region: 210-1769 (519 amino acids)
Biological process (GO): mRNA splicing, via spliceosome
Cellular component (GO): U4/U6 x U5 tri-snRNP complex
Molecular function (GO): U4 snRNA binding; protein binding; U6 snRNA binding
Source: RefSeq, a predicted model, not a curated record
UUUGUUCAUAGUGUACAACAUGAGGCUUGGUUGUGAAUAUCCAAAAAACAGUUUCCCAUUAUUUCACUACUAAUGGGUGAAUGUACCAGUACUGUGGUAUCCUUAUCAAGAUAUCACAUACUUGCAUUGAUCAGCACAAGCUUCUUGGAAUGAUGCUCAACACCCUGUGUCACAAAUAAAUUGUAUGCAGUAUAAAUUAUUGUUCAAAAAUGUCUGGAGGUAAAGAUUCUCCCAUGGUGAUAGACUCAGAUGGGUCUGACAGUUAUGAAUCAGAAGAUGAUUAUUCUCCUCCUGGAUCACCAAGGUCAAGAACAGACACUCCACCCCCUCCACCACCAGGCACCACAUCUGAUGGAUCCCCUGGACAAGACAACAUAGUUGAUGGUGCUCAGGACUAUGUUGAUGUGGAUGAGAGUCCUGUAGUUGUGGAUGAGAAGGCUGCCUUGCUGGAGGAGUUUGAGAGGAAGAGAAGGGCCAGACAAAUGCAUGUGCCUACUGAGGAUUCAGAGGUCGGAGCUGUGCUGCGCCAGCAUGGUGCUCCGUUCUGUCUGUUUGGUGAAGGUCCGGCUGAACGCAGGGAUCGUCUUAAAGACCUCUUGUCCCGCCUCACUACUGACCAGCAGCAACAACAACAACAGCAGCAGCAUGUCACAAAGCAGGAGCUGCCUUCCGUUCGUCGCAAAGAAGAAACUUGGUAUCAUGAAGGACCCAAGAGACUGAAAGAAGUGCGUCAGAAUUUAUUACAGUAUUCAAUACCUCGGGCACGUGAUAGACUUGAGAAAGAAAGAGCCCUCAAUGCCGACCCUACUCUCAUCACAGCCCAAAAACAGGAAACGUCAGCACGGUUACGUCGCUACCAGCUUCUUAUCAGCCAGAAUGCCGACAUUCGCCCUGUGAGCUGCGUCAGGUUUAGUCCUGACGGUCGGCAGCUGGCAACCGCAAGCUGGUCUGGCAAUGUGCAGGUAUGGGACGUAUCAGACGAUGGUCGUGACGGCAGCCGCUCUCUCCGCGGCCACGAAGGUCACGUGGACAGCCUAGCGUGGCACCCCCAAGCCCGCAUCUCACAGUCUCCUGCCCAGUUGAACCUCGCGUCGUGUGGGCGCGACGGAUCCGUGCUGCUCUGGGGGCUGGAGUCCGAGUCGUGCAUCGCUAGCCUCCCCAGCGUGGGCGCCAGGGCUACUGAAGUCGCCUUCCAUCCCUGCGGCACACUUCUGGCGGUCACCGUGGAUGAUGCCAGCUGGAGACUCUGGGACGUUGAAGCGGGGGAAGAGGUGCUGUUCCAAGAAGGGCACAGCAAGGGCGUGUGUUCGAUCAGUUUCCAGAAAGACGGCGCACUGGCCGCUACGGGCGGCAUGGACAACUUCGGUCGUGUAUGGGAUUUGCGUACCGGCCGCUGCGUGAUGUUCAUGGCUGGGCAUCAAGGUGCCAUCUUGUCCGUGGACUGGUCUCCUGAUUGCUACCAUCUGGCGUCUGGCAGCGCGGAUAAUUCUGUUCGCAUUUGGGAUGUACGACAACGUGUCUCGAUUCUCACGUUGCCAGCGCACACAAAGCUUGUGUCUGCAGUGCGAUACGAGCCGUGCAACGGGUCAUACCUCGCAACGUGUAGUUACGAUGGCAUGGUACGCUUGUGGCCUCAUAAAGUCUGCCAGCCCCUCAGGACCCUGCAGGGGCACGGCCAUAAAAUCAUGAGUGUCGAUAUCAGCCCUGAUGGCACCUCAAUUGCCACCGGCGCCUUCGAUAAGACUUAUAAAAUUUGGGGACCUGAUUAAUUUUAUAAUUGUUUUUUUUUACGUUUAAACUUAUUAUAGUACAAAAAAACCCUUACGUUUGUAGACCAGCACAGGAUUUAAAUGCAUCUAUCGGGUAUGGUAGUUCAUCUCCUACAUUACUACAACGUAAAACAUUUUGAAACGUGAAUAGAAUCGUCAUCAUUUGUGUGAGAUCUAUCUAAUUCUAUUUUACAUAAUUCAAAGAAGCAAAUGCCUUUUUUACUAUUUUCCGCGUUUCAGUUUUAAAUUAACGUCCAUUUUCAAUCCGGCACUAUGAAGGUUGUAAAUAUACUUCUACUCGGC